Messenger RNA from Ogataea parapolymorpha DL-1, 1014 nucleotides. RefSeq names its product Prephenate dehydratase, catalyzes the conversion of prephanate to phenylpyruvate. Gene Ontology annotation, cellular component: cytoplasm. The transcript is spliced from 2 exons. Gene Ontology annotation, biological process: L-phenylalanine biosynthetic process. Lineage: Eukaryota; Fungi; Ascomycota; Pichiomycetes; Pichiales; Pichiaceae. Bases 1 to 1014 code for a protein of 337 amino acids. The record is from RefSeq and is a predicted model, not a curated record. Gene Ontology annotation, molecular function: chorismate mutase activity; prephenate dehydratase activity.
AUGACUUCAAUUAAGGUAGCAUAUUUGGGUCCCCCAGGGACAUACUCACAUCAAGCCGCACGCCAACAAUUCGAGCCUUAUGCUCUAUCAGAUGACGCAUCAGUAAUUUAUCUUCCACAGCCAUCAAUUAAUUCAUGUUUCAAAGCGAUUUCGAAAGAUGAAUGUGACUACAGUAUAAUUCCAUUUGAGAAUUCAUCCAAUGGUCAAGUUGUCUUGAGUUAUGACCUAUUCCGUGAUUGGUUCAUCAAAGAAGAUCAAUUGAGGCUCAAACUGAGGGAGUUGGAACAAAGUGGCAGUUCUCAAGCGUCUUCUGUCAAAACUCCCGACUUUCAAGUAAUUGGCGAGCAAUUUGUUGCCAUACACCACAAUUUCAUAACUUUUGCUUCAGACAUAUCAAAGAUCAAAACUAUAUAUUCACAUCCUCAAGUGUGGUCACAGUGUAAUAAAUUUCUACACAAGCAUGAGUUGGAUAAUAAUAUCAAAGUACAGAAGAUUGACACGUCCUCGACUUCGAAAGCAGUUGAGAUUGUUGCUUCUCUGCAGACGGAUGAAGAAAGACAAACAACAGCUGCCAUGGCAUCAUUGACUGCCAGCGAGAUUCAUGGCGUUCCAGUCAAGGUUUCUCAAAUCGAAGAUUUCAAAGGCAAUACUACAAGGUUCUUGGUGCUAGGCAAAAAACCAUUACCAGAUUUACGCCAUUCUUUUGACUCUAAUUCAGUAUCAGACAAACGUAUGACUCUUCUAACCUUUAUUAUUAAGGAUAACGAUAAUUUUGGAAGCUUGUGCAACAUACUGCAGGUCUUCAAAAAAUUCAAUCUCAACUUGCAAUCGAUAACUACGAGGCCCUCAAUUGUGAGUCCUUGGAGGUACGUAUUCUUCGUGGAAGUUUGGGAGGGAGAGGGUCUUCCUGAAGCAUUAUCUGAGGUAGAGGAGCUGGUCCUUGAUCUGACGGUGAUUGGCUCGUUUGCAAGAAGCAAGAAAUUCUUUCAAAUGAUCGAAACUGGCUUCCCCUGA